Molecule: messenger RNA, 984 nt
Organism: Hemicordylus capensis (graceful crag lizard)
Lineage: Eukaryota; Metazoa; Chordata; Lepidosauria; Squamata; Cordylidae
Product: olfactory receptor 2AP1-like
Exons: 1
Coding region: 1-984 (327 amino acids)
Biological process (GO): G protein-coupled receptor signaling pathway
Cellular component (GO): membrane
Molecular function (GO): G protein-coupled receptor activity; olfactory receptor activity
Source: RefSeq, a predicted model, not a curated record
AUGGAAGUAAGAGACAAUGGGAAUCAAUCCACUGUCACUUGGGUUAUCCUUAUGGGAUUUGGAGAUCUCCAACAGUUUCAGUUUCUGCUCUUCGUGCUCUUCCUGGCAGUUUACAUUGUGACUCUGUUGGGAAACCUCAUCCUUAUUGUCCUAGUGGUGACAGACCAGCACCUUCACACCCCCAUGUAUUUCUUCCUGGGCAAUUUGUCAUCCUUAGAGAUCUGUUACAGCUCUACCAUUGUACCCAGGUUACUGAACACACUAGUGGCUGAUGAUAAAACAGUUUCACUAAGCAGCUGUUUAGUGCAAUUUUUCUUCUUUGCAUUUCUAUUAGGGGCAGAAAGCCACUUGCUGUCUGUUAUGUCUUAUGACAGGUAUGUAGCUAUAUGCAAACCACUGCAUUAUGCAACCUUUAUGAGCACCACAAUCUGUAUCCGGCUAUCAACCAUUUCGUGGAUCAAUGGAUUUAUAGCCAGUAUUGUACUGCAAUUUCUAAUCAUGCCAUUAACCUUCUGUGGGCCCAAUGAAAUUGAUCAUUAUGUUUGUGAUAAUGGCCCUCUGAUCAAACUCUCCUGCAGUGAUACCAGCCAGGUUGAACUCGCAACGUGUAUCCUGGCAUUCAUAUUCACCAUACCCCCACUUUCCCUAACUCUGGCAUCUUAUGCAUACAUUAUAACCACCAUCCUCAAAAUCCCAUCCAGCACAGGGAGAAAAAAGGCCUUUUCCACUUGUUCUUCUCACUUGAUUGUGGUUUCCUCUUAUUAUUUGUCUGUAAUGAUUGUGUAUAUGUUGCCAAAGACUGAAGACGUGAGAAGAAUAUACAAAAUCAUGUCUCUCUUGUACACAGUCCUUCCACCUCUGGUGAAUCCUUUCAUAUAUAGUCUGAGGAAUCAGGAAGUAAAAGAGGCUCUUUUCAGGAAGCUUAUGAUUUUCAAAACAGUUCAGCCUGGUCCAGUUAAAAUUUGGCGAAGCAGUCAAAAAUAG